ACUGGGCAUAACAGGUGUCAACAUUAAAAGUGCUGAAUUGAUCGUAUUUUUGGUGGAUUUUACACUUUGCAUGAGAAACCAGACAUGGAGGAAAUGGCGAUUUGGGAGCAGCACACUGUAACGUUAACAAAGGACCCCAAGGUAGGCUUUGGCUUUGCUGUCUCUGGGGGACGGGACAAGCCAAACCCCAGCAACGGGAACACUGCAGUGGUCAUUUCUGAUGUUCUGCCUAGCGGCCCAGCGAUGGGCAGGCUCCAGACACGAGAUCAUAUAGUUAUGGUGAACGGGGUGUCCAUGGAGACUGCCACCUCACUGUACACUAUCCAGCAUCUCAAAAGCUGUGGCAAGAUGGCCAACAUAACUGUGAAGAGGCCGCGCACAGUGCAGAUUCCGUCCAGUAGUAGACCCACACGUGCUGCCUCCCACUCAAACCUGCUGGACGGCGAUCGCCGUGAAAGGAGUCCUCGCCGGAUAUCGGACAGCGGCUAUGACCAGCGGCCACGAAGCUCCACGCUGGACCGCAACGGCCACGACCUGCCCAUUAUGUCCGGCUUCAAGAGGCUACCCUACCAGGAUGUGCCGGAGAAACCCAUCAGUACCACGCUGAUCAAGAAGAAACCCACAGAUGAGUAUGGCAUGAAGCUGGGUAGUCAGAUCUUCAUCAAACACAUGACCUCCACCGGCCUGGCUGCCAAGGAAGGCACACUGCAGGAGGGAGAUCUUGUUCUGAAGAUUAAUGGCAUGACUACGGAGAACCUCUCCCUGCUGGAGACGAAGCACCUGGUGGAGAAAUCCAGAGGCAAACUCACCAUGGUGGUACUGAGGGACAGCAGGAAGUUCCUGGUCAACAUCCCUGUGGUGGAAGACAGCCCCCAGAACAGCGCCGACGAGAGACAUGGAGACAGCAGCUCGGAGCUGGAGCAAAUUUCCGAUCUGGACUCAGAUGAUCCUACCACCAAUCGGACAUCUCGUUCAGCGGCUCGGGAGCGGCGCACACGCAGAAACCGAGCGGAGGCUCCCCCAGCCUCAAAGUCCCGGGACGCGACCCCUCUGCGCUCCGCCCUGACCCACCCACCUGCUCAGGCUGCGCCCGCACGCAGAGUCUCAUCUGAGUCAGAAUCAGACCACAGUAACUCCCCUCCUCCGGCUAAACACGAUGCGCUCGAUAACAGAGACCGGUACAGAGUGCUCUCCGGAGUGUCGGCGCUGCCCAAUCCCCGCGCGUCUCCCGUCUCUUACAACUGGAACGCUCCUCGUAGCUCUGCCUCGCUGCCACGCCCCCGCAGAGCGGUUUCUGAGUCUGACUCAGACAGAAGUGCUUCUCCACCGGCCAGACGGGACAGCCCCAAGACUGACAAGCACUCCAGAUACAAAGUGCUUCCUGACAUUCCCCCUCAUGGCCUAAAGAAAACGCCCAUCAGCCGCUCCCAGGACCUCCUCCAGCGCGGCCCUUCCCCAUACAGACCCCCACCACACAAUGAGUCAGAGUCCGAGUCCGAUGGCAGUUCAGGACCCCCACUGAGACAGGGAACCCCAUCCAGCCAGGACUCGCGCAACAGAUACAGGGCGACUCCUGCUGUUCUACCAGCUGCUACGGUCGAGCCACAGAAACGGUUGAAACUCUCUUCUGCCAUCAGGAGAGGUCCCUCUGAGUCUGAGUCAGAAGAGAGCUACACCUCUGUUCCACGAACGGACCCCCCAGCUAGGCACAAGGCUGUGGCUGAAAAGCAAGUCCCAUUCCUCAGGAACAGAGCAGAUCUGUAUCACAGAGCCCCCUCUCCGGUCACAGGUCCACCUGCAGACCGCUCCGUGUCCGAUGCAGACCACUCUCUCCCAAGAAGGUCUACCAGUGUGGAUCACGCUAGCAGUCAGAGUUUUCCAGAUGUAGAGGCCACUCCCCAUGCAGUCCUGCCUAAAUCCAGCCCAACCAGGGUGAACGCUGGUCCUGCAGACGAGCCUCUCUACUCCCUCCCGCCAGAUGCCCUUCCUACACCUAGCAUGGGGUACAGCUCCGACCAGAACACUGUGCGCUUCCUUAAAGAAGGCAGCGUGGGUCUGCGGCUCGUAGGGGGAAAUGACGUGGGGACCUUUGUGGGGGGCGUCCAGCCCAACAGCCCCGCCCAGAAGCAAGGCAUGAAGGAGGGCGAUCAGAUACUGCAGGUUAACGGGGUGGAUUUCAGUCACUUCACCAGAGAAGAAGCUGCCAUGUUCCUCAUGAACGUUCCUUCUGGAGAACACCUUAAUAUCAUCACUCAGAAUAAGAUGGACCUUUAUAAGAAGAUCAUGAAGUCCAGCCUGGGUGACUCCUUCUACAUCCGCACGCACUUCGACCACGAGCAGGAGAGCCCACGCAGCCUGAACUUCACCCGGGGAGAGGUCUUCCGUGUGGUGGACACCAUGUACCACGGGAAACUGGGCACCUGGCUGGCCAUACGCAUGGGGAGUAACCUCCACGAACUGGAAAAAGGCACCAUCCCCAACCAGAGCAGAGCUGAAACUCUAGCCAGCAUGGAACAGGCUCAGAGGAUCCAGGGAGCAGAACGCCAGGCCUCCGCACCCAGGGCAGAGUUUUGGAAGCUACGGGGUCUCAGAGGGGCCAAAAAGAAUGUCAGAAGGACCAGAGACGACCUUCUACAACUGACAAUCCAGGGCAAAUUUCCAGCUUAUGAGAAGGUCCUGCUGAGAGAAGCCAAUUUUAAACGUCCCAUUGUCAUUAUGGGUCCCCUGAAUGAUAUUGCAAAUGAGAAGCUGGCAAGAGAGAUGCCCAGUGAAUUUGAGAUCGCAGAAAUGGUACCAAGGAGUGGGGGAGACGCCUCCUCCAGUGUUAUUAAGCUAGAUACAGUGAGAAGAAUAGCAGAGCAGGAAAAGCACCCCCUGCUGGACAUCACGCCUACUGCAGUGGAGAGGCUUAGUUACAUCCAGUAUCACCCCAUGGUGCUGUUCUUAGACCCUCAGAGCCGUAAAGACGUGAAAACAAUGAGGCAGAGAUAUUCCCCCAACUCCAACAAAAGCUCACGAAAACUCUACGCCCAGGCCUUGAAGCUGAGGAAACACUACGGUCACCUUUUCGCUGCACGCAUUGAACUGCAGCCCAUGUCCAACGUGUGGUACGAAAUUGUGAAGGAGAAAAUUCGGCACCUGCAGUCCAAGCCCGUCUGGGUCUCCGAAGUGGCUCUGGAGGGAGGCGGCGAGGAAGAACUGGAUGCACUAAGCCGGACCCAAACCUCCGAUUAUCUAAGUGGUGCCAGUGACUACGAGGACACGGAUGGGGAGGCGUAUACGGAUGGGGAGGCUUACACGGACAACGAGGACCUAGAGGAGCCCAUGCCCUCCGAGACUGGCAUCGUCGGGCGCCGCAGUUCGGCCCUGGCCCGCUCCUCUGAACCGGCGGCACGGCCCAUUGCCAGCCCUGAUCUCUCCUACCGACCCCAGUUCGAGGACAACAUGGAGGAGGAGCCAGAGUAUGCCACGCCACCCCAAGAGGUGCCACCCCUCCUCCAUGUCGGCGAGCCCCGCCCCCAACACCACACCCCCAUAAACCCGCCACCCCUGGAGCACACGCCCUCACCCACGCAGCGCAGCUUCAGUGAUUCAGACUUCAGCGUAGACCCUGCGCCACCAGCCAUGCCCUCGGAGGGGCCCCCAGACUUCAGGGCUCCAGAUCCCAACCGACCCCCCACAGAAAGCCCACCACCUGUCACGCUGUCUGCCAUUGAGAAGAAGUUACAAGAGACUCGCAUGCCAGAAUCAAAAGAAAAAGCUGCUCCUGCCUUCAUUGUACUGGCGCAUCACCAUGAAGCGAUGAUGAUGAGAAGGAACCAGAUCCGAGGCAGCGACAGCUCCGAUGAUGAUGAAGAUGACGAUGAAAAUGACGAUGAGGACGACAUGGAGUGGGGCCCUGCUACUGAGCUCUAAUAAAACGCAAAGACUACCUAAAAGACUUUCCAGGCAUGUGGACCGACACAUCCGUGGAACACGUGUGAAGAUUUUCAUUUUUUCAGUGAACUAUUUUUCAUAUACCUGUUAUGAGCAUUAUAACCCCUGGAUUGUGUCUGGAUGAUUGGAUGAUUUGACUAUAAUAUAUAAAUUUUUCCUGCGCUGUUGGACAUUUUCAUAGGGAAAUAUGACGUCUAAGCAAACGCGGGUAGAUUUUACCCGCUACGU
This is a messenger RNA of Electrophorus electricus (electric eel), 4164 nucleotides long. RefSeq names its product tight junction protein 3 (gene tjp3). Lineage: Eukaryota; Metazoa; Chordata; Actinopteri; Gymnotiformes; Gymnotidae. Gene Ontology annotation, molecular function: cell adhesion molecule binding. Gene Ontology annotation, cellular component: plasma membrane; bicellular tight junction. The record is from RefSeq and is a predicted model, not a curated record. Gene Ontology annotation, biological process: establishment of endothelial intestinal barrier; cell-cell adhesion; positive regulation of blood-brain barrier permeability.